UUCUUUCCAUUGUUCUUCUUUGUGCUCUCUUUGUUCUCCUUCCCACCGCCACUGUUUUCAGCCAUUUUUCCUUUGGUUGUCACUGUUUCUCUUCUCCCCUCCCCUCAUCCCCUUCUUGGGCAUGAUUGGGUUCGUGAGGAACCCAGAGACGAUCUGGGUUCGUCAUGAACUCAGAAGGGUUUGUCACGAACCCAAAUGAUUUGGGUUUGCCUCUUUCAUCCUCUUUCAUUCAGUACUCCACAAUUAAAAGCAACAUAAAAUUUCAGAAGAAAUGCCACUGUUUCCUCCAUAAAUCUACUUUACCUUAUUUCUAUCCUCUGCGAAAAGCAUGUGUGAAUCACCAUGAAUGAGAGAGUUAGCAUACAUCUUCCUUCAAAAACAAGGAAUUAAUAAUGAACAUUGUGGGUUUGCGACAAAGAAUCAAACUGACAAUGAAUCACCAUGAAUCAAACUGGACUCUAACAUAAAUAUAUUCAACAAAAUUUACCUAAUCUAUGGCAAUAAAGAAAUGGGUUUGCGACGAACCCAGAGCAGACCUGGGUUCGCGAGGAACCCAGAGCAGACCUGGGUUCGCGACGAACCCAGAGCAGACCUGGGUUCGCGACGAACCCAGAGUAGAGCAGACUUGGGUUCGCAAUGAACCCAAAUCUGCUCUGGGUUCACGUCGAACCCAGAUCUGCUCUAGGUUCGCGUCGAACCCAGAGCAGAGCAGACUUGGGUUCGCGAUGAACCCAGUCAUGGCCGAGCUGAUGAGGGGGAAGGGGAGGAAAAAUGACUGGAAAUGGUGGCGGUGGCAAGAGGAACAGAGAAAGCACAAAGGAGAACCAUGGCAAGAAGAAUAAAUUAAUUGCAUUUUAGUAAUUUAAUAUUUAAAGAAUUGAAAAAGAUUAAAAAAAACAAUUAAGUCUGACUUGGCAUACUCCACGUAAGCUAAUUAUAUGAGUUGUCAUUGCCACAUCAUUAAAAAGUGCCAUUCUUG
Molecule: messenger RNA, 979 nt
Organism: Rubroshorea leprosula
Lineage: Eukaryota; Viridiplantae; Streptophyta; Magnoliopsida; Malvales; Dipterocarpaceae
Source: the annotation of a GenBank genome assembly